Molecule: messenger RNA, 2295 nt
Organism: Asparagus officinalis (garden asparagus)
Lineage: Eukaryota; Viridiplantae; Streptophyta; Magnoliopsida; Asparagales; Asparagaceae
Product: importin subunit alpha-2-like
Exons: 11
Coding region: 103-1692 (529 amino acids)
Biological process (GO): NLS-bearing protein import into nucleus
Cellular component (GO): nucleus; cytoplasm
Molecular function (GO): nuclear import signal receptor activity; protein binding
Source: RefSeq, a predicted model, not a curated record
AAACCCUAAACGCGAUCCUCAAGAAGUCUCGACUUUUAAACCUCUCUACGGUAUCAUCGAUCAAAUCUCUAGGGUUUCUACUCCUCAUUCGAUCCAUUACCGAUGUCUCUGCGUCCGAGCGAGAGGACGGAGGUCCGUCGCAACAAGUACAAGGUCGCCGUCGACGCCGAGGAGGGUCGCCGGCGGCGAGAGGACAACAUGGUGGAGAUACGAAAGAGUAAGCGAGAAGAGAACCUGCAGAAGAAGCGGAGGGAGGGAAUGGCGGCGGCGGCGUUUCCUCAAUCGAUCCCAUCGUCGGGGGUCGAGAAAAAGUUGGAAAGCUUGCCGGCGAUGGUGGCCGGGGUUUAUUCCGAUGAUCGGACCUUGCAGCUCGAAGCUACGACUCAGUUCAGGAAAUUGCUGUCGAUAGAGAGGAGUCCUCCAAUAGAAGAGGUUAUCCAAGCUGGUGUUGUUCCUCGAUUUGUGGAAUUUCUUACAAGGGAGGAUUAUCCUCAACUUCAGUUUGAGGCUGCGUGGGCACUUACCAACAUAGCCUCUGGUACAUCAGAGAAUACCAAGGUUGUGAUUGAUCAUGGAGCUGUUCCGAUAUUUGUGAAGCUGCUUGGUUCUCAGAGUGAUGAUGUCCGAGAGCAGGCAGUGUGGGCAUUGGGUAAUGUAGCUGGUGAUUCACCAAGAUGUCGAGACCUUGUCCUUGCCAAUGGGGCAUUGAUCCCGCUCCUGUCUCAGUUGAAUGAGCAUGCCAAGCUGUCAAUGUUGCGGAAUGCCACUUGGACUCUAUCCAACUUCUGCAGGGGGAAGCCACAACCAGCUUUUGAGCAGACACGUCCUGCUCUUCCUGCACUUGAGCGUCUUAUUCAUUCAAAUGAUGAGGAAGUCCUUACUGAUGCAUGUUGGGCGCUCUCUUACUUGUCUGAUGGAACGAAUGACAAGAUUCAAGCUGUGAUUGAAGCCGGUGUUUGCCCCCGGCUUGUGGAACUUCUAUUGCAUCCUUCACCAUCGGUGCUCAUUCCUGCCCUCCGCACUGUUGGUAACAUAGUUACGGGGGAUGAUGUCCAGACACAGUUUAUUAUCAAUCAUCAAGCUCUUCCUUGUCUGCUGCAACUCUUGACACACAAUCACAAGAAAAGCAUCAAGAAGGAAGCAUGUUGGACCAUUUCAAACAUCACAGCUGGAAAUAAAGAACAGAUUCAGGCUGUAAUUGACGCGAAUAUUAUUGCUCCUCUGGUUCAUUUAUUGCAAACUGCUGAAUUUGACAUCAAGAAAGAAGCAGCGUGGGCCAUCUCAAACGCUACAUCUGGUGGUACCCAUGAACAAAUAAAGUUUCUUGUGAGCCAAGGCUGCAUCAAACCAUUGUGCGAUCUUCUUGUUUGCCCAGACCCUAGAAUAGUCACUGUUUGUCUCGAAGGACUUGAAAACAUUCUGAGGGUUGGUGAAGCUGAGAAGAACCAGGGAACUACUGGGAGCGUGAACCUCUAUGCCCAGUUGAUUGAUGAAGCCGAGGGUUUAGAGAAGAUUGAGAAUCUCCAGAGCCAUGAUAACACUGAAAUCUAUGAGAAGGCUGUGAAGAUCCUCGAAACUUAUUGGCUGGAGGAGGAAGAAGAAGCAAUGCCUCAAGACGCUGCUCAAACUGGAUUCCGCUUUGGUGGGAAUGAGCAGCUUACAGUUCCAUCUGGCGGGUUUAACUUUGGUUGAAUGUACAACCAAAAAAGAGAUGGGAGUUCAAGUACCACACUGACUAAAUGCAAAAUAUCAUCUAAUGGUGCUCAACAUGCAGGGUCUUUGUUGCUUGAGGUGAGGAAGGAAGCGGGGUCAGUGUCGGGUCAGUUGGGGAAGAGUCAAGAAGAGUCGUGUCAUGUUGGUUUGGGUCCAGUUGGUCCAGUCUCAGGUGUGGGUCGAGGUCCGGAGUUGGGGUCAGGAGUCGGGUUUAAGGGGGGUUGGUACCAAUAAAAAAAUGAGGAUCAAUGGUGCUGACGUCUUUUGAUUCAAGUUGCAGCAGUGCAUGUUCUGCUUCCAAGAUCAUCGACAGUCGGUCAUUUAUGCUGAAGGAGGGGAAGCAACAUGCUGUGAUAAAUUUGAGGUAAAAUAUGUUGCAGGUGAUUCUAAAUCAUUACAGGUUUUUUUUCUCCUGUAUAGCGUCGAAGUUAUUUUUUUAAUGUGGGGUUGGUUUAUCAAUGGGGUUUUGUUUUCGUAAUGCUAAAGAUACCAUAUGAGAGUGUAUGGUGGUGUAUUAUGCAAGUUUGGAUACACAGUUUUAAGCUUUCGAACAAAGGAAAUGAAGUACUUAUUUUAGUGUCA